CUGCAACUUGCGUAGCAUCAACUAUUUCGCUUGGUUCGUGAGUGAGCGUGGCUGCGCUUCGUACAUCCAGUUGUUGAGUCAAGUUCGCAAUUUGUGUUGAGCAAAAGUUCAAGUCAGCCAAUAGUUGCUGCUGCUCUCUUCGGCGGCAUGUUGUUGUGAUGCUGCGCUGCUCCUAGCCAUAGCCGUUCGAAGGAUCUGCGCGACUUUCGCGUCUAUAACAGUGUACCUUGCUGGCGCUAUUUGUGGCAGUCGAACGCGAGCCCUUGGCUGGAAAGGGUACACAGCUCAGCAGCAAUUACUCCAUACUGCAUACGGGCACCAAGCGAAUAGUAAAAAAAAGAGAAUUACACACAUAUACAGACAUCCACACACAGUUUGGUGGUGCUAAAAAAUGUGUAAAUUAAUGGAGACUUGAGAAUUUAGACAAUAAAAACAUCUGUGAAUAAUUAAUUAAUUACAAAUGCAACUUAAACAAAAGGAAAUUGAACAGUGUUCGAUACGAUAAAGAAAGCAGCAAAAACUUAUACAAAAGCAAAAAUAAAAACAAGAAAAACACACAAUAAAAGCACUGAACUUUGAAAUAAACGCAAAAAAAGAAAAAAACUUUGUCUACGUCUGCGUUUGGACUUGGACUUGGUCUCUAUGUUACAGCGUAAGGAGCGUAGAGGAGCGUAGCAACGGUGUGUAAAGCACACACACAAGCGCAAGUACACGCACGAACGCAUACACAUACACACGCACGCAUACGAACUCGCAAAAGUACACACACACUCCAUUUUCUACAUCACUUCGUGCCUGUGCAUCUGCCUAGCGGCUCAGCACCUGCCCCAGCCUCAGACGCAACCUCAGCGCCUCAGUGCCAGCCAGCGUUGGAUUGAGAUUCAGUAACAGUAAAACAGUAUCAGCAUUAGCGGCGUCAGCUCCCCCAACCUUUGCCAACCGCGCUGCCAACAUCAAACGGUCGCGCGCUCAGUGUUCAUUAUACAUAAGAGAGUUACUGCUGCUGCUACAGCUGUGUGUGUGUGUGUGUGUAUUGCUGACUGAGUGCUGUUCGGAGUUCUGCUUGUAUAUACUGCUGCCUUCACCCCAAAAUCUCUUAUUGAUUUUGGAUUCAAACACACACGCCGCCGCCGUCGUCCUCGUCGUCAUCAUCAUCUCGUCGUCGUUGUUGGUGUCGUGUGUUGCUGUAGCUGACUGCUAACGAGAGAGGCAGCCGCCACAAAAUUCAACAUACAGCAGCCAGCAAACGCAUACAGUGUUUGUUGCAACGAGCUUGGCGCACGGCCGUGUAGUCAAAGUUGGGCACGUUGAAGAGCGGCGUGGCGCGAAGCAAAGAAGUGUUGUUAGCUUGUGCGGUGCGGUCGCCCGCCCACCCGCUAAAUGCUCAUCCAGCCAGUCAGGCAAGCAGUCAGUCAGCCAACCAGCCGUGAAGAUGCUAGCAAUAUUGUAAACACGCAUGCUUACAAAAUUUAUUUAUACGAAAUAAAGAUUGAAAAAUAAAUAAAAAAAAAACCAAAUAAACAUAAAUAUAAAUCAAUAAACUGUUGAAACUAAAAAAAGAAACAUUUCUAAUGGGAACUUGUGAUGCUAAAACCAAAUAAAAUGCAAAACUCUAAAUAAACCAAACUAAAGAAAAAUGUUUUAAACAACAAAAUGUAUUAACAAAGUAGCGCACAAAACCAAUAUCAAUUACUAAACUAAACUAAAACCAAAAACAGCAACAAACACAUACAAUAAGUAUAAUAAGUUGUAGAAGACAUGUACAUUUGUACGGUGAUAAAAAAGUCUACACUCGUAAAAUUAACCAAAUAACACACAUUCCCAAAGAUUUGCAAAUGUAGGAUGAGAAGAAAUCCUCUGAGAAGGACAAUUGUAUAAGUAAAGUGUGCCAAAAUCGAUUUAUACCCAGUACUCGCUUCUCGGUUUGUGUAGAUAUUCAUUCGUAUUCAUGAAUGCCGUUCAUUUGGAACCGAUAGUGCUCCUUUCAAUUGUUGUAUUAUUAGGUGUAGUUAUUGUUGUUAUUGAUUAAUAUACAUAAGUAUAUACACUUAUUUAAGAUAACCACAAAAAAAAAAAACAAAAAAACUAAGAAAACCAAAAGCGAAAACCGAAAACAUCAAUUUAUACAUUCACAUACAAAACACACACUCGUACACACGUUAAGAUUAGCGCCCAAUAAUAAGAAAUCGCAAAGGCCUAACCGAGCGAGAGGGAUUGCGACGACGUCAACGAGGACGAACGAGGCAAAGCCGGGCUGACAGCAGGGCAGCCGCAAUCUGACUUCAACCGUAAAAAGUGGGUUGAUUCGUGUGCGAAAUUGAGUGUUGAAUUCGAAAGCUCCUUACUCGCUCGCUGGAGUCCCGGAAUACGCGAGCAACCGCGUACACAAGUAUAUAUGCACGGAAAUAAAAUAUUAUAAGGCGAAAGAAAAACAGCUGAAGUAAAAUAAAAACAAGUCACACGAAAAGAGGAUUACGCUAAUCCAUUGGUGAUGAUGUUGACGUGUACAACGCCUACACGGAGCAACAGUGUAACCGCCCUCGAGCAGCAGCCAACCUUUCUGGCGCUAAAACAAUACCAAGAGCAGCAGCAACAACAACAGCACCGUCAGCAGCAGCAACAGUUAACGUCGCCGCAAUAGCAACAGGAGUUCGAUCAGCUAAGAGUUUUUCGCGCGGAGCUCGUCGCCGCCGCAUACACAGUGCCCACAGUGCCAAGUGUUGGAAGGUGGUCGCAAACGCAAUCGCUUAGCAGUUAGUAGAAUUGACAGCUGAUAGGUCGUUGACAAAGCCAACUAACCGAGGGACGGUGCGGUGAUUACGAACAACGAACCAAGUGCAGCGGUGCUCGUAUCGUUCGCAAAGAGCUCAUACAUUGUGGCACCGGUGGAAUUGGCUGUGACGGCUGAAAGUGUGCAACAAGGACGUGACGUGACGUCGUUAUCGUUAUAAGGACGGACGGACGUGUGUGUGUGUGUGCUGUGCGCGUACGAACAAAUUGCGCCGUUCGGUACUAAAUAAACAUUUACUCGAGGCAAUCAUCUCCACCGCCACCGCACAGACUACAAUGCUCUGGUAGCCAAGAUAGUUUUGCCGUGGAUCACUAUUGCGGCAGCAGCAGCGGUGAUACGCCACACGCAGUGAAUAGUGUACUUGGAGUUGGUGGGUCGGCUGGUAUAAGUGGCUCAGGCAGCGGUGUUAGUGGCGGAGUCGGCGGUGUUUGCAGUCAAUGCUCAUCAACGGCGGCAGCGGCGUCGGCAGCAGCUGCGGCUGUGGCUGCAGCGGGCACAACAUCGUGCGGUGGCGGUGGCAGCGGCGUUGGCGGCAACAACAACAUCAACCACAACAACAGCGGAGUUGGUGGUAUCGGCGGCGGCGCGGCGAGCGCAGUUGGUCCGUGUUAUUGCAGCAACACGAUGUGUCAUCAUGUAUCCGGUGGCAUGCCGAUGGGCGUACCACCACCACCACAACCGCCACAUGCGAUGAUGUCCGGUGGCGGCGGCGUCGGUGGCAUCGGCGUCGGCGGCGAUAUGCGCAAUCCAUUGCACAGCAGCAGCAGCUUACUGGGCUCACAUUUGUCGCUUGGCGGAAUGAGCAUAGGCGGUGGCGGCGGCGGCGGUGUUGGUCUCUACGGUUGUGAUACGAUCAUCUCAGGUCCCAGUCAUUGUCGCAGUCUAAGCGGUUUGAGUAGUCUGAGUAUCGGACCGCCAGCACCACCAGUGCCGCCUCCACCCCUCUUCAAUCCAUGUAGUUCAAAUAGUUUUAAUUCGAUACAAUCGAUGCAGGGGCCAAGCUCCUCACGCUGGGGACCGCGUACAUCAUGCCCGAUACACAGUCCGUUUCGUGUGCGCGCACCCAACGGUUCAAUAUGCUCUGGACAUCAGGCUUUGCUACAUACUCACGAUGUUGUGGCCCGAGACGUUUACGGUGAGGAGGCACUGCGCGUCACACCGCCACCAAUGGUACCCUACAUUAAUGGCGACGAAAUCGAUAAUGUGGACAACGGCGAAUUGCAGCACGUAACCCGAGUGCGUUUAGUGCAAUUCCAGAAGAACACCGAUGAACCAAUGGGCAUAACGUUAAAAAUGACCGAAGAUGGACGUUGUAUUGUGGCUAGAAUAAUGCAUGGUGGCAUGAUACACCGUCAGGCAACGCUGCAUGUUGGCGACGAGAUACGAGAAAUUAAUGGUCAGCCCGUUCAACAUCAAUCUGUGGGCCAAUUACAACGCAUGCUGCGUGAAGCGCGUGGUUCGGUUACCUUUAAAAUAGUUCCUUCUUAUAGAAGUGCUCCGCCACCCUGUGAGCUUUUCAGGAUAAGACCAACUCCAGUACUUAUAUUUGUGCGUGCACAAUUCGAUUAUAAUCCUUUAGAUGAUGAGCUUAUACCAUGUGCUCAGGCAGGCAUCGCAUUCCAAGUCGGUGAUAUUUUACAGAUUAUAAGCAAAGACGACCAUCAUUGGUGGCAAGCCCGAUUAGACACGGUCGGUGGUUCGGCCGGUUUGAUACCGUCACCGGAGCUGCAGGAGUGGCGUAUCGCAUGUAACGUUGCGGAUAAGACCAAACAGGAACAAGGAGAAGGUGCCGCUGGCUGUUCCGCCCACGCCGAUGGGUGUGAUGGAUCGACAGUAAAUUGUUCGAUCUUCGGGCGUAAGAAGAAACAAUGUCGCGACAAAUACUUAGCUAAACACAAUGCCAUAUUUGACAACUUGGAUGUGGUGACAUAUGAAGAGGUUGUAAAAGUGCCAGUCGGUGAUCCAAACUUUCAACGGAAAACGUUGGUUUUGCUUGGUGCGCAUGGUGUGGGUCGCCGUCACAUUAAGAAUACACUAAUUUCCAAGUAUCCCGAUAAAUAUGCAUACCCCAUACCACAUACAACGAGACCUGCAAAACCGGAGGAGGAGAGUGGACGCAGCUAUUACUUUGUAUCGCACGACGAGAUGAUGGCCGACAUUGCUGCGAAUGAGUAUUUGGAGUAUGGUACUCAUGAGGACGCCAUGUACGGCACCAAACUGGACACCAUACGUCGCAUACACACCGAAGGCAAAAUGGCCAUAUUGGACGUUGAGCCACAGGCGUUGAAGAUUCUGCGCACUGCAGAAUUUACACCCUAUGUCGUGUUUAUUGCGGCGCCAUCAUUACAAAAUAUCGCCGAUUACGAUGGCAGUUUGGAGCGUUUGGCAAAAGAGUCCGAUAUGUUACGUCAAUUGUAUGGACACUUUUUCGAUUUGACGAUCGUAAACAACGAUAUAAGCGAGACAAUUGCCACGCUGGAAGCGGCCAUCGAGCGUGUACACACCACACCACAAUGGGUGCCAGUUUCAUGGUUGUACUGACAAGACAGUGAGCUUGAGUGUCCCGACUGCUUAGAGGGCUGUGACUGUGAAUGGGAAGCAUACGCAGCCGGUGCCCAACAACCAAAUACGGGCCUCUUCUGAACUAUUACAACAAACAAUAGCAAAUCUAAUAAAAAAGCACCGUUAAAGAACAUCACUUGGGGAAAUCAACUUACAUAGUAUAUACACACGCGUAUACCGAGGAAUGAUUAUUAAAUAAGAAUUAAGGCAAGACGCAUAAGUAAAAAACAAAGCAAAUGGAAAAGUGCAUAAAAAAAGAAAACAUAAAGACAUAUUUACUUGCAGCAGUGCACAAAGUGACACCAGCAAAUACACACGAAACACAAACAUACACUAGUUCGUAGAAAAAUUUAUAAAUGAAAAUUCGGGUGCAACAACAUUAUAAAGAAAUAUAGUAUAGUAUAGGCAAUAAAGAAAUAAAGAAAAAUUAAGCAUUAACACUUAUACACAGACAUGCAUACAUUCCAAAUAAAUGAAAAGACAACGUUAAGAAAUUUAGUAUGUCUGUUUUGAGUACACGCAUACACAAGAAUAGUGCAGCAGAAACUUUGAAACCUAAAAAUUUUCACGUCUUGAGCAUUUUUAAGCACACGAGCAAUUUUGCUUAUGAGUAGCUAGCAAAAGUGUAAUUAUUCUUUUCAGGUUCCAACUUUGUUUAAUGAAAAAAUAUUAAAAAAUUAGAUUUUAAAUUUUUAAUUCCCAUUUUGGGAUUAGAAAUUUAAAAUAUUAUUUUUAUUUUAAUACAUAAUAAUUAAAUAAAAGUUAAAUUAUACUUUUCGAGUAGCCUUUAAUCAGGGUUGCAUAUUUUUUAUUAAAAAAAUAUGGUUUAAAUUUAAAAAUUUAAUUAAAAUUAAAAAUUGAAUUUUUAAUAAUACAUAAAUUAUAUUUUCAAUUUUUAAACCAUGAUGUUUAGGAUUAAAAAUAAAAAAAUAUUAUUUUUCAAUUUAAUUGUAAAUAAAUAAAACUUAAAUUAUAUUUUUACGGUUGCCUACACUCGGGUUUGCGAUUCUUUUUGUUAUUAAAAAUGAAAAUUAUUAUUUUUUAAUUUAAUAAUAAAAAUCGAAAAUUGCAAUCCAAGUUAUUUGGGAUUAAUUUUAGACAUUAUUUUUUAAUAAAUAAAUUGAAGCAACAAAUAAAUAAAAUAUUUUUCGAAUUAAAAGCUGGAAUGAAAAGAUAUAAAAAAGGAAAAAUUUACUGAAAAGUGAUAAAUUAAAGCAAUUAAAUAUCUAUAAUUUAUUAAAAAUUAUAGUUCCUUUUUAAAAUAUAAUCAAAAUGCGCAACCAUCUUUUCGCAACGAAGUAAGCAAAAUUUUAAAUAAAUUUCGCUUUGGAAGUUUCAAUUAUAUUUUUGGAAUUCGAAAAAUUAAUUAAAAAUUGGUAUUAUUUUUAUUUAUCUCGUUUUUGAAUCAAAAAUUUUGUGAUUUAAAAUUUAAAAAAAUUAAUUAAAUAUUUUUUUAAAUUUAUUAUUUGCAACCCUGCCAACACUUCAAUUCGCAGUAAGAAGAAAAAUAUUAAAGUUUGCCUUUGUUUUUAAAGUCGCAUAUUUUAUUGAUCGAACAGUCAGCCAUGCAAAUUUCAAUUCUCAGCAAAUCAGUAGGCAAUCGGCAAUCCUUGCUAUGUUGUUUUUGUCAUAGCACUAUUGCACGUGUGUUAAAUAAUGGCAAGUUGUGGAAUUUUCAAAAUAUAAACGACUUUAUUUGGCACUUUGUUAAGUUUACUCAGAACAAUUGUUACAAUUUUUUAUUUAUUUUAAAACGCUUAUGUAAAGUAAAAUAUAUAUACAUAUGUACACACACACACAAGUACUUGUUAAAUUAAUUUAAUGUAACUUUUAAUUAUAGAACUUCUUGAAAUGAACUAUUUGAAAUUAAGUGAAAGAGAACUUGCAAAAUAUACUGCAUAUAAUUAAUAAUUACAAUUUUACGAGCGGGUACACAACACAAUAAACUAAAAGUAUUAUUGAAAAGUAUUCAACCGAUGCAAUUAAGAGUGUUUCAAAAGUAAGAGUCACAAAAAGCAAAUUAAGUAAAUUUUAAAUGAGAAUCAUGCAAUUGUAAACAAUGAAAGUAAAACACAAAGUAAACAAGUAAAAAGAGUUAUAAACAAACAACAACAACCAAAUAAUAUUUGCACUUUUUAACAAAAUAAUACAAAAUGCAUAAUAAACAAAAUAAACGUUGCGGAGAACAAGUUUACGAGCAAGCAAGUUUGCUGAGCGUUAACUCUGCAGCACCAGUCUGUUUAAUGCAACGUGAAGAGCAGUGAAGUAAGCACAAAAACAAAAACAAAAAACGAUACAAGUAAAGCAUUCAUACACACAUCUACACAUUUAAGAAUUAAAUGAAAUAAAAAAGUACAUGGAAAAACGUUAAUAAAAUAAAAAAAAAACGGUAAAGAAGAGAAUCAUAGUAAUAAUUUUAGUAAAGUUACUGUCAACCAAAUACUAAAACAAAACAAAAGGAACAUAAAAAUAUAAAUGAAAAACAGUAAAUUGUAAACCAAUUAAAAAAUAUUCGAAACGCGGACACACAGGUAUGCAAUGAAAAGAUAAUCGUACAAGUAUAUUACGUACAUACAUGCAUUAAAUAUUUGAGAACCGUUACAUGGAAUCGUUAAGAACGUUAAGCGACAUGGUAAUAAUUUGAUUACAAAUAACUCAGGUUGAAUUAUUUCAAAAUGUGAAAGCAGACAACUGUAAAUGUAUUGAAUUUUUUCCAAUAAACUAACUAAGAGAACCUAACACAAAGCCCCACCAGCAGCACGUAAACCCUUCUAUUAAGGCAACACAAAUGAAGAUCAUCACAGCAUUACGUCACUGCAUAUAAGUGUUAACCUUUACACGCUUAUACGCGACAGAGGCACACAUUUAACGCUGCAGGCUGUCAUAGCGAAACCACUAGCAUACAAUUUCUUUAUUGGAUUGCAAAAAUAUGCACACUCAUACACACAUACAUACAUAUGUACUUGCCGUUUCAAUAUUUAACCACAUUCGUGUCAUGAAUAGUAUGGAAAGAAAACUAACAACAACAUUUGCCACAAAGCAUUACAUACAUACAUGCAACUAUUUCACCAGUGACUUUUCAUUUCACCCAGAAAAAUGUUCACCAAUCAAUCACAAACGUGAGUAGACACACAUCAUACCCACACACAAACAUGCAUACAUACUAAACCAACAGACAAAUAUAUUUACCGUAUUUCUGAGCUUAUUUUGUAGUUUUUGAGAGAACUAAUAAACUUUUGUAAGUAUCUUUAAGAUUCUAUGGUUUCAAAGGGUUGAUGAUUGUAAUCGAAUAUUUCAGCAAAUUUAAAGAGAGAUAAUUAAACAAAAACGCGAACGCAGCUAUACUACUCAUGCUAUGAAAAUGUGGGGGGAAAUGUGAAAAAGUUCCCCCCCACACAAUGAAUAGUAACUGUACUUCACACUACUAUGCAUUAAAUUAAUUGUUAAUUUCAAAAGGUAUACACACUUUCUAACUAAGAGACAUAAGAGAACAAACAUGUGCUGCGUGCAUGUUGGUUAAACACUAAAACAAAAACAAAAACAAAUGAUAAAAGAAAUAAGUCAUAUAAAAUAGGCGGUAUAAAAUUGACUAAGAAGUGGUUGAGACCAUUUGAAAACUGUUGCCAAACUAAACUUAAAUCGCUCAAUUUACGUUUUACUAAAAUGAAACUAGAUUACAAUUAGAUUUAAAUAGACUACUAUAUAGACUAGGAAGAUGCCUGGUUAAGGAGCUAGUUGGAAGUCCAAGUCCCACAUCCUGCCACAACAUUAUUGUACAUUCCCUCAUCGAAAGCAAACACAGCGCAACUUCUCAUCUCUCAUAUGUAUGUUUAACCGUUGUUUUCCUCCCUAUGACCACUCUCCUGCCUUAGUUCCGCACCACCUCGCCCAUUUUACUGCAAUGUUUUUUUUUUUUUAUAGUGAAAAUAUACAGCUGCUUAGAUGCUUACUUAAACAGGGCGUGGUAGUAAUUAUGAUUAGAUAUGAAUUACAUAAUACGAGUAAGGGGAAAUUUACUCAAUAACGGUACUUAAAUUAGCAAUUCAAAGUAGGUUUUCAUUACAAAAAACGCUAACAUACAAACAUACAUACUUAUAAAUUAUCACUAACGUACACACUACUAGCGACAUUGACAAAAUUAAUAAACAUUUAAUACAUUUAAAGAAAAUCACUGCUUUGAGAAUCAAAAUUACACAUACAUACAUACGCGUAGAAUAAAAUUUGACGAAAAUCGAGAAGCCGAGCAGCCGAGCAGCCGAAAGCGAACGCACUUUGCUCUACAGCGCCAGAGAGCCAAACACACACUUUUGUCCCUUUGAGCGAAAGUCAUGUUUAUUAAAAAUCGGCAUGCAUAAAUGAAUAUAAGUAUAUAUUUACUUGUACAAUAAACGAGUAACGGCGGCAAGAUCUUGAAGCAGCGCUUGCUUGCAUGUCAUUAUUAGAAUUUAUUUUCGAAACACUUUAGAAUAAAUAAAUUUAACAUUGUUUCAAUGAAAUGAAUUGAAAUUUUAAGAAAUCAUAAGUUGUAUUGGGUACCUUAGCUGUACGGGGGUGUAAUUUAAUUCUGGCUAUUCGUAGCAAAUGGCUUAAAUAUUAAUUUAAUUGUUGAAAGUUUUUUAUUAGAAUUAUCUAUACACACAUAUUUUCUUUAAAUGCAACUCAUCAAAGAAACAAAAAGAAAAGCGUCAAUCAUUGCAACAACACUAAAAAUCGAGUUUGAGAUAUGUACAUAUAUACAUACAUACAUGCAUAUGCAGCACACAUACUUAUGUGUAUGUGUUCAACAGUAAUAUAAAGCCGUUAAAAGUAAUACUAAAAUAAUGAAAAAACAGUUGUUAUUUAAGCAGAAUUAAAGUUAAAGAAAAUAAAAUUAAUAAAAUUAAAAAAAAAACAA
This is a messenger RNA of Bactrocera dorsalis (oriental fruit fly), 10247 nucleotides long. RefSeq names its product peripheral plasma membrane protein CASK (gene CASK). The transcript has 16 exons. The record is from RefSeq and is a predicted model, not a curated record. Lineage: Eukaryota; Metazoa; Arthropoda; Insecta; Diptera; Tephritidae. Gene Ontology annotation, biological process: protein phosphorylation; regulation of neurotransmitter secretion. Gene Ontology annotation, cellular component: plasma membrane; cell-cell junction. Gene Ontology annotation, molecular function: protein kinase activity; ATP binding; signaling receptor binding. Bases 3416 to 5332 code for a protein of 638 amino acids.